Molecule: messenger RNA, 2163 nt
Organism: Syngnathus typhle (broad-nosed pipefish)
Lineage: Eukaryota; Metazoa; Chordata; Actinopteri; Syngnathiformes; Syngnathidae
Product: organic cation/carnitine transporter 2-like
Exons: 11
Coding region: 118-1788 (556 amino acids)
Biological process (GO): transmembrane transport
Cellular component (GO): membrane
Molecular function (GO): transmembrane transporter activity
Source: RefSeq, a predicted model, not a curated record
UUGGCUGCCUUGGUUGGACACACAUUUGCUGAGCCGGAAGCUUUGGUAGAGGGGAGGAGUCAAGCUCCUCCAAAGCAAGCUUUUGAAAGCCGUCUGGCACGGUACUCGGCCGUCUCCAUGCAGCCGGACUACGAGGACGCCGUGUCCUUCCUGGGCUCUUGGGGUCCCUUCCAGAGGCGAGUGGUCUGGCAGCUGUGCCUGGCCGCCCUCCCCUCGGGCUACAACCUGCUGUCCAGCCUCUACCUGCUGGCCACGCCGCCGCACGUCUGCCGGAUCCCCGACAACAGCCUCGGCCCCGAAUGGACGCAGGUCGCCGUCCCUCUGCAGCUGGUCUCCGGACGCUUGGAGCGGAGCAGCUGCAGUCGCUUUCAGCUGAGCCUCAUUCAGAACCUCAGCGCCUCCGGUCUCAGUUCCCAUGCGCCGCUGUCCAGCCUGCCGCAGGAAGGCUGUAAGGACGGCUGGACCUUCAGCACGGAGCACUACCAGUCCACCGUGGUCACGGAGUUUGCUCUGGUGUGCGAUGAGCAGUGGAAAGCGCCUCUGAGCACUCUGGCCUACUUCCUGGGCGGACUGUGCGGAUGCUUCAUCUCGGGCCAGCUCUCCGACAGGUUUGGCAGGAAACCCGUUCUGCUGGCUUGCGUGGCCCUGAUGAGCGUCUUCAGCAGCGUCCUGGCCGCGGCGCCGUCCUGGGAGCUCUUCACCCUGCUCUUCUUCGCUAUGGGCCUCGGGCAAAUUGGUUGCUUCGUGGUGGUCUUUGUUCUGGGCUCUGAGAUUCUGACAGGUCCGACCAGAGUCCUCUUCUCCAAUCUGUGUUUGCCCUUGGCUUACGCGUUGGGCAUGCUGCUUUUGCCCGGGACUGCCUACCUGGUCCGGAGCUGGCGUCUCCUAGCACUGAUCCUGGCGCUCCCUGGUCUGGCCUGCGUUCCGCUCUGGUGGCUCCUUCCAGAGUCUCCUCGCUGGCUGGUGUCUCGUGGACGUGUGAGACAAGCCCAAGUGGUGCUAAGUGCAGCCGCUUUGGAGAAUGGCGUGGAAGCGCCGGAGGUCAUCUUCAAAAGCACCACGGUGGCGAAUCAGGCAAUGGACCGGCCGGACUCGAUGAAUUUCGUGGACCUCUUGCGUACCCGGAACGUUCGUCACAUGUCGCUAAUCCUGUGGAUGGUGUGGUUCUCCUUGAACGUCAGCUACUUUGGCAUGUCCUUCAACGUGUCUUCUCUGUCCGGCAACCCUUUUGUGAACUACUUCCUGCUGGCGGCCAUGGAAGUUCCGGCGUACGCAGCGAGCUGGCUGGCGUCUCGUCGUCUUCCGCGCCAGCUGUCCUUUGUGGCCUUCUCGCUGCUGGGGGCGCUGGCGCUGCUCCUGGUGCAGGUCACCUUGCACGCUCAUGGGGUCCUGACCCUGUUGCUGGCCCUGCUGGGCAAGUUUGGCAUUCUGGCCGGCCUGAGCGUUUUGUACACGUACAGCGGAGAACUGUACCCCACGGUCGUCCGGAACACAGCCUUGUCCUCCUGCGCCACCUUCUCACGACUCGGAUCGGCGGUGUCGCCCUACAUCCUCCAACUGGGAGUGUGGUAUGAGUUGUUGCCGUGGAUUCUGGUGGGUUCCUUGUCUGUGUUUGGUGUUGUGCUCAGUGUCUUUCUGCCUGAGACCUUCACACAGCCACUGCCCGACACCAUUCAGCAGAUGGCCACCAUGCGCAAAUGGCCAUGCUCAUCCUGUGCUGCAAAGCAUGAUGGGAGACCCUCUGAAGACAAUCCUGGACCAGAGGUCGUCUGGACCACUCACUUUUAAUACGCGCGCACAUGCGCCCACGCUAGAAGAUCUUUAGUCCUCAGCUUGAUAUUUCCGUUUUCUCCGUUUGUCCACGAGAUAGAGACAAAAGAAACCUCCAGACCAUGACGCAUUCACGGACACAAAAAAGAUUCAUGGAAAAGAAAAGACAAAAACAAACUAGUGAGUUGAUUUGCGAUGAACGUUCAUCCCUUUGUGAUCCACUUGUCUUGUCACCAUAAUAACAUUUCUGAUGUCGAAUGAGGAAUGGUGCAUUUGAAUUGGGGAGACUUGACGUUAUGAAAAAUGUCAACGCACUUCACUGUAAUACGUAUGUAGAGAACAAUCGAAAUAAAUUGUAGUUGUUUUCCAUGGACGCGAAUCAACGCCAAAAGA